AUGACCUCUAAAGCCAGAAACCCAGUGGUCCUCCCCACAAGACCAUCUCCACCCACAGCAGAACAGAUCCUGGAGAAUUUCCACAGUGCUCUGCCCUAUGGUCCAGUUUUCACCUCCUUUGCCCCACAAGCCCUGGAAGAGCUUCCUGCCAUUCAGGAGAAUGAGGACCCAGAGGCAGAAAGGGAACAUCAGUACCAACAGAGUCACUCCUAUGUGGCCCUGAGCCAUCAGCUCCAGCUGGCCUGUGGCCUGCUAAAAGAGAAGUGUGAGGAACUGUGGCAGUCUGGGGACAGCCUUGAGCAAGACAUCUUAGAUAUGAAGCAGAAGAACCUCUCUGGUGCACAGGGUUCCAGCUGUGUUCCUGGUGUGGGUUUCUCAGGCUGA
Trichosurus vulpecula (common brushtail) is the source of this 384-nucleotide messenger RNA. RefSeq names its product UPF0449 protein C19orf25 homolog. The transcript has a single exon. NCBI's taxonomy places the organism in Eukaryota, Metazoa, Chordata, Mammalia, Diprotodontia, Phalangeridae. The coding region runs from base 1 to 384 and encodes 127 amino acids. The record is from RefSeq and is a predicted model, not a curated record.